AUGAUUCGUAGAGAUUCUGGUGAAAUGCAAUAGCAUAAUUAUAGCUCGUCUAAUUUUAUCAACUCAGCUAAAGAAAUUCAAACCUCAAGAAAAGAAUAUUUAUUCUAAAAAUUACCUUCUUUAGAUUCUCCAUAAGCUAAUAACUUUUGCUAAGUUAGAAAAGGGGGUUCUGCCAAUUUCAUUGAUAUAGAAAGAGUAAAUAGUGCAUAAAAAUCACUUACACCGUAGCAAUAAAAAAAGAAAAAAAAUUAAACAAUAUAAAUUGAGGAGACCGCUCAAUUUGAUCUUGGUUCUAGUAGACAUUUUUAAAGAUUAUUCACAAUAAAAAAUCAUACAAAAUCAUCUACUGGCAGUGUAAAAUCUCAAAGAGAAGAAUACACGAGCAUGAUUACAAAUUAAGUACCUUUAAGAAAAUCACAUUAUCAUCAGACCUAAUAAAUUUAAUAAUCAUAAUAAACAGUUUAGUAACAAUAAUGUCCAUUUUCUUAAGGUAAAUCAAUAUAAAAUAUUAUAUCAUCUUUCAAAGAUAAAAAGUAAUUAAUUUAGUUUUAUAUAGGCCAAAAAAUGGAAUAACACGUCAUAGUGAAUUUGAAAAAAUGGAAGGUUUAGAUGAUUACACAAAAGAAUUAAGUACCAUAUUGAAUGAAGAUGACCUUAUUGGAUCAAUUCUAAGAGAAGCAAGAGAAAUGAAAGGAGUAAUCAGAUCAUUGAUUGAUUUAACAAAUGGUAAUAAACUUACUUAUCAUUUUGAAACUUUGAAACAAUUGCAUUCUACUUUAGAUAUAACUGAUCAAAUGUUCAAUAGAUUUAAAUAUUUAUAUCUUAAAUACUUAAUGUCAUUGAAAAUAAGUAUAGAUAUAGUAUUCAAAUGUGCUUAAACAGUUGAAUACUACAGAGGAGCCAUAGUAUCAGAGGUAACUUAUAUUUCAUAAUUUUAUAGUCUCGAUCUGUCUAAAAUGUUAAAGAUAAUAUUAGAACCAUUGCUAAAAAUAUGUAUAGUCAAAUCUAUGAAGAUUUUUCUUUAAGUCCCUUAUUUAAAGGAACUAAAUAGGAAGAAUAAGCAAUCAAAUUUAGUAGAAUUUUUGGUUUUAUUUUGGGAUCUGCUGAAUCUACUAAUUAUGUUAUGGAUUCUAUGAGAGAUUUUCAUAGGGCUUUUGAAAUAACUUCUGUUUAAUACUCAGUUUUUAAAUAUUACUUAUCUAGUUCUUUAUCAAAACAUACUCAAAAAGAGGUCAUUUGGUAUAUUUUAGAAUAAACCGAUUCUUACAAAGCUGCUGUUAUCAAUUAAGAUAGCAUUAAAGAUUUAGUCUACAAAUAAUAAGGUUUUGAUAAUUUUUCUUAGGAAUUUAUCAAAUUAUGUUAACAAGAUUAAUUUAUCAAUAAAAGCUUCAUUCAUAAAGUUGGAUAUGAUUAGUUUGUAGAACAUACUAAAUAUUUUUUACAUUAUGCUUUUAAUAAAUAAAAUAAUUGUUUUACCCUUGAAGAUUUAUAAUCGUUUCAUUGUUAACAUUCAAUUAAUAUUAAUUUAUAUCAAAGUAUCAAAGAAAAAAUGAUGAUUUUAUUAACUAAAUUGAAUCCACAAAGAGUUAUUUUCUAAGAUUUUGAAGAAGAAUUUGAUUUAAUACUACCUUAUAUUAUAAAUUAAAAACUACCUUGCGAAAUUGUAGGUUAAUAGAGAUUAUGUGAAUUCAUUCCAAUGAUAUCAGAUGAAUUGAAAUCAAAUGUAGAACUUAAAAAUAUUUUUGAUAGCAAUGAUGCAAAUGUUAAUAAAAUUGUUUUAAAAAAAUUUGAAUAUUUAUUAUCAGGUAGAAAAUAUUUUAAAAGAUCUGAUAUACAAGCAAUCCAUUCAAGACUCAAAAUUAGUGAGCAUUUAUUUGAAAAAUUUGUCCAUCUAAUUGAAAAAGCUAUUAGAUAAUAUGAUACUUCAUUGUUAUGGAUGGUUGAUGCAAUAAAACUUUGGAAGUACAUUAUCAUAACUGUUUGA
Molecule: messenger RNA, 1984 nt
Organism: Paramecium sonneborni
Lineage: Eukaryota; Ciliophora; Oligohymenophorea; Peniculida; Parameciidae
Source: the annotation of a GenBank genome assembly